Molecule: messenger RNA, 1155 nt
Organism: Alnus glutinosa
Lineage: Eukaryota; Viridiplantae; Streptophyta; Magnoliopsida; Fagales; Betulaceae
Exons: 3
Coding region: 1-1155 (384 amino acids)
Source: RefSeq, a predicted model, not a curated record
AUGAAGAGUUUGACCAUUUCUUCCAACACUUUUACUCCAUCAGAAGUUGGUCUCCAAUUUCCGACAAAGUCUUCUCUGGAUGUUGAAACAAUUGAAUUCCUCACAAAGUUAAAGACAUCCAAAUUUAUUGACUUGGAGUGGUUGUGCCAAGAUUAUGUUCUUGCGAACCGUUGGAUUAGCUAUGCAAUCGAAAGCAAUGUAAAAGAGUUGAAUCUUGGCUUAGCAUCUUAUGUCUAUAGCUCUGAUGAGGGGCUUGACGAGGGGCUUGAUGAGGGACUUGACGAGUGUCAGGUGCCUGAGAGUAUUCUAAGAGCAAAAUCAAUGAUUGUGUUGAACUUGUCUGGGGGUAAUUUGAAGUCAUCUUAUAGUGACAUUAAUUUAUCUUCUUUGAGAAAGUUGGUUUUGUCAUGUGUUGAUAUAGAUGACCAGAUUUUCCCAAGUCUAAUUUAUGGUUGUCCUGUUUUAGAAGAGAUAAAAAUUAAACGAUGUUACGGGUUGAAAAAUAUACAUUUGCCAGCAUGUCUUCCUAAACUCAUGUCCAUUAAGCUGCUGAAAUAUGAUGAAGAACUUGAGAGCUUUGAGAUGGAAGCACCAAAUCUAAAGAAGCUAGUUAUAGAUUCACCCAUUGUGACAGACAAAUGGUUGCACAGUGUCCUUUCUAAACAUCCACUCAUUGAGAGCUUGGAGCUUCGUUAUUUCUGUAUGUUGGAAAGGAUUAAGAUUUCAAGUGAUCACAUGAAGAGUUUGACCAUUGAUCAUUGCAAUCAUUUGGUUGAAGUUAACAUAAUUACUCCUAACUUACAUACACUCAAUUAUUGUGGUGAUGUUAUAUCCCUUUCUUCCAACGCUUUUACUCUAUCGGAAGUUAGUCUCCAAUUUUUGGGAAAGAUUUAUCUAGAUGUUGAAACAAUUGAAUUCCUCGCAAAGUUAAGUCAUCCGAAAUUAUUGACUUGGAGUGGUUGUGACAAGUUCUCAUAUGAAACUCCCGUUUACAAAUCGAAAAAUCCAAAUUGUUGCAAAUUUCUUCCAGUUCCGUGUUGGCGGCAUUGCUUAAAGACUAUCAAGAUUGAUGAGUCCGGCCGAGAAUCUAUAGAUGUCAAAGCUCUAAAGAAAUAUUUUCAUAAGAAUGCAGAAAUAUUAGACAGCAUCCUAUAA